UUCAAAGGCUCAAAUCGCUGACGAAGAAUCAAUCUUAUUGUCAAAUCCAAAUCUGAGUAAAAAUGAACGUGAAUGUAGACAAAUCUAACAUGUGUGUGUGUGAUAUUUGGAUAAAAUGAAAAUCAAAAUAUAACUUUUUUCUGCUUUUAAUAUCAUAUACUAAAAUAGCUCAAGCUAAAAUGAAAGAAUUCGCAAAGAGCACGGCCAGUAUAGCGAGCAGCGUGACUUGCAGCCUUCUCGGCAGCAUGAGAUGCUUCUUUUGAUCUCUUGAAGGAGACCAAAAACGCCCAAAUGUCCAUCAAGCAAACCCGUGCGCGAGUAUUUUUUUUUUUUUUUAAUUAUUCGACCUGUUGCCUUUUUUUCAUGUGUUUGGACCUUCCCAGCGCAACCCAGGGCGCUAAACCGCGUCCGAUUCGAAAUAAAAAUUGCGUCCUCUGGACCUCUAGGGUGAACGGUCAUGAUAUCACCCGUUACGAUACACCCGAUACCUACAUCUCCUGGGGUUUUAUUAGGGUUCGUCCCGUCUAUUAGCAACCUUUCCUCUCCUUCGCAAACCUUCGGCAAACCCACAAAUCCCCAACUCCGGCCAUGAAUGGAGCCGCCGGCGAAGCAUGAGGAAGAGGAUGAGGAGAACGGCCCUCGUCCCCCCUUCGCCGCCACCGUUUCCAGGGUCGCCGUCGCCCAGAUCUGCCUCACCGUCGGGUACGCUGCCGCGGAGCCCGCCGCCCUCUGCUCCCUCGCCGACGUCGCUGCUCGCUUCGUCCAGACCCUAGCCCGAUCGGGCGCCUCUAUCGCCGCCGCCCACGGCCGGACCGAUGCCAACCUCCUCGACCUCGUCAGGGCGAUGGAGGACCUCAGCCUCCCGCGGGGUUUCGCUGGCGCCUUCAAUCCGACAACACCACUUCUGAGAUCGAGCAUUCUGAGAGAGCUAAUGGCGUUCGUCCGAUCGGUGGAGGAGAUCCCUUUCCCGAGGCCGAUACGGCGCGAAUCCGUGAGGGCUAGGGUUUCGCCGAGCUUCGGGCAGAUGGGGCGGGAGCCGCCGUUCGGGCACGUGCCGCGGUGGCUGCCGUGCUUUCCAGAGGCAUGGGAGAGGUCGCGGAGAGAGGGGGAGGGCGGGGGGGACCGGAGAGAAGGGGAGGGGAAGAGAGAGAUGGCGAAGGGGGUAAGGUUAUUAGGGGAAGGGGAGAGGGUUUUGCUGGCGGGGAGGGAGAGAGUUUGUUUCCGAUUGGAGUACUGUGGUGGUUCGUGUGGGGAGAGGAAGAAGAAGAGGGUCGGCGAGGAGGCGGAGGAGAGGUGUGGGAAGAGAAGAUAGCCUGGGAUUUUUUGUUUUAGUGUUUAUUUUGUUUAAUUUAUUUCGUUGGGAGCUGAAAAAAGUAUCGAGGAAGAGGAGAAUCGAACCCAUGAUACAAGGGAAAGACUCUGUUAAUGACGGACGUUGCUACCGGCAUAGCAGCGUGCGUUGAAGUCAGCAGCCAACCACGUAAAAUAAUAUAUUUUCUUUUUGUUUUGUUACCUGGCUUUUCCGCCUCGUGUCGCCUUGCCUGUGGGACGCACCAUGGGAUGGGAGAUGGUUCAUGUGCGCAGAUGGUAUAUACGUGUGGUUUAGAUUUUAGAGCUAAUGUCGUUCCGCUGCUUUUGUCUGUUGCAGAUGUUCAAAGACACUGGCUUGUGUAGCUUCACUUGGAAAUACAUGACAAAUGCAAAACAUUGUUAGGUGAAUAAA
Elaeis guineensis (African oil palm) is the source of this 1723-nucleotide messenger RNA. RefSeq names its product transcription initiation factor TFIID subunit 8. Lineage: Eukaryota; Viridiplantae; Streptophyta; Magnoliopsida; Arecales; Arecaceae. Gene Ontology annotation, cellular component: transcription factor TFIID complex. Gene Ontology annotation, molecular function: protein heterodimerization activity. The record is from RefSeq and is a predicted model, not a curated record.